AUGUAUGAUAAAUGUGUUUUUUAUUCAAAUGAUGGUAAAAGAGGCAUUUGGAUGCCAGACAGGAAUAUGCUAUUGCGAAAAAAAGGGAAUAAAAAAUCUAUUAUGGUGAAUAAAUUUCUUUUAGAAGAGUGUGGUCAGUUGAAACUAAGUGAAGAGGAGAUAAGGAUACACCUGAAUGUUUCUACAAAGCAAGUUAGAGAUAAAGCAAUCCCUAUCUUUGAAGCCAAAUUUCCGAAUGCAAUAGCUGUCUUUGCUUUCAACAAUAGUACAAACUAUACAGUAUACGCAGAAGAUGCUCUUAUCGCCAAAACUCAACAUAUGAUAUUCAACAAAGAUUAUGUAUUUACAGAUGAUGACGAUUAUGAUAAAACUAUGCGAGGAAAGCCAAAAGGUAUUAAGGUAGUAUUAAAAGAAAGAGGGCUUUGGAAAGAUGGGUUGCUUUUAGAAUAUAAGGUAUAUAAGGGUAAGGAAUUUUUAGGUAAUUCGCGAAUAAACUGUUGUACAAGAAAAAUCAUAGCUUCUCAACCUGAUUUUAUUACACAAAAGUCAACUGUUGUAGAAUUAAUAGAAG
Molecule: messenger RNA, 571 nt
Organism: Scutellospora calospora
Lineage: Eukaryota; Fungi; Glomeromycota; Glomeromycetes; Diversisporales; Gigasporaceae
Source: the annotation of a GenBank genome assembly